Malus domestica (apple) is the source of this 3369-nucleotide messenger RNA. NCBI's taxonomy places the organism in Eukaryota, Viridiplantae, Streptophyta, Magnoliopsida, Rosales, Rosaceae. The record is from RefSeq and is a predicted model, not a curated record.
GCAUAAACAAUGUCAGGAAUCCGCUGAAAAGUAAAAAAUAAAUAUAAACAAAAGAAGAAACGAAACUUCCGACGCGGUGGGCUGCGACUUAGACUGAUUGAGAGUCAUGUAUCCGCAGCUCCUCCGUCUUCCUCCCAAACCUUUUACCUUUUCUUUCUUUCUUCUCCAAAACUAGCAAUCUGAGAUUUCAACCUCUCUCUCUAAGAAGCAGCGGCAUGCUUUUCCAAACGCAAUCUGCAAUUUAAUCAAACAGCCACCGAAUUUUCUGGAAUCCGGUCAACGCAGCGAUGCUCCGGAUUUUGAUCGGUCAACGCCAGCUGCUUACCUGAGCUCCAAAAGACCCAACAGUGAUGACGUCUUCCACCUCUGUUUCUGUUUGGCUGAUUCUGCUGUUUGGCUUCUUUCACCUCCACAAGCUUGCAGCCAAUGUCGAGGGUAUGUCUCUGUGUGUUAUUGAAUUUGGGAGUGUUUGGUUGUGGGAACUGGAAUGAACUAAUGAAUGAAUGAAUGACUGGAAACAUUCCCGAAGAGCUUGGGGGUUUGUCAGACUUGGUGAGCUUGGAUCUUUACUUGGCAACCUUGCAAAACUGCGUUUCCUGUAUGAACCCCCAUCCUUUUGUUAGAUAAAAUCUAUCGUCAUUCUUUUUUAUUCGAUAUGCUAAUCUGCUGUUUUUAAUUGUUCCAUUGGAGUGACUUUCUUCCUUAAAGUCCUUGUGCCGGAUGCAUAUAAUUUAUAGUAUGAUCCCUGGUUUCAAGAUUCAGUCAUUGCAAGUCCUGGAUCUUUCAAAUAACAAUCUGACAGGGGAUAUUCCAGUUAAUGGAUCGUUUUCACUUUUUACUCCCAUCAGUAAGAGGGAGGAGAGGGUAAUAUAGCUUGAUCAAGUUGGUGUUGUAGUUGUUGUAUGGGAUGCAGCUCAAAAACUUUUCUUUGCGCGAGCUACAAGUUGCAACAGAUACCUUUAGCGACAAAAAUAUUAUUGGUAGAGGUGGAUUUGGUAAGGUUUAUAGAGGACGCUUAGCUGAUGGAACUCUGGUUGCUGUAAAAAGACUUACAGAGGAGAGAACCCAAGACGGGGAACUACAGUUUCAAACAGAAGUUGAAAUGAUUAGAAUGGCUGUCCACCACCGCAAUCUGCUUUGUCUCCAUGGUUUUUGCAUGACACCAACAGAAAGGCUGCUUGUAUAUCCUUAUAUGGCUAAUGGAAGUGUGGCAUCUUGUUUAAGAGGUCGUCCGGAAGGACAACCUGCACUUGAUUGGCCAAUAAGACAACGCAUUGCAUUGGGAUCUGCAAGAGGCCUUGCUUAUUUACAUGAUCACUGUGAUCCAAAAAUUAUUCACCGUGAUGUGAAAGCAGCAAACAUAUUGUUGGAUGAGGAAUUCGAAGCAGUUGUUGGAGACUUUGGGUUGGCUAAACUCAUGGACUACAAGGAUACAUAUGUUACCACACAUGUAUGUGGCACAUUUGGUCAUAUGGCACCGGAGCACUUUUCAACUGGAGUGUCUUCCGAGAAAACUGAUGUUUUUGGAUACGGAGUCAUGCUUCUUGAACUCAUCACUGGGCAGAGGGCUUUCAAUCCUCAUCUUGCGAGUGAUGAUGAUGUCAUGUUAGUUGAUUGGGUCAAACGACUACUGAAAGAACGGAGGUUGGAAAGACUUGUUGAUGCUGAUCUAAAUGGAAAUUAUAUUGACGAUCAAGUGGAGCAGCUGAUCCAAGUAGCUCUACUGUGCACACAAGGCUCCCCAGGGGAACGGCCCAAGAUGUCAGAGGUUGUCCGAAUGCUUGAAGGCGAAGGCGAAGGUUUGGCUGAAAGAUGGGAGGAGCGGCAAAACGAGGAGGUGAUCUGCCAAGAUUUCAACACUAUUCAUCAUCCAAGUAACACUGCUACUGGGGCUAUUGCUGGAGGGGUUGCUGUUGGUGCUGCUUUAACGUUUGCUGCAACUGCAAAUACACUUGCUUAUUGGCGACGGAGAAAACCACAGGAUCAUUUCUUUGAUGUACCUGCUGAGGAGGAUCCAGAAGUUCUUUUAGGACAGCUCAAAAGGUUUUCUUUGCGCAAACUACAAGUUGCAACGGAUAACUUUAGUAACAAAAAUAUUCUUGGUAGAGGUGGAUUUGGUAAGGUUUAUAAAGGACGCUUAGCUGAUGGAACUCUGGUUGCUGUAAAAAGACUUAAAGAGGCGAGAACCCAAGGUGGGGAGCUGCAGUUUCAAACAGAGGUUGAAAUGAUUAGCAUGGCUGUCCACCGCAAUCUGCUUCGUCUGCAUGGUUUUUGCAUGACACCAACAGAAAGGCUGCUUGUAUAUCCUUAUAUGGCUAAUGGAAGUGUGGCAUCAUGUAUAAGAGAUCGUCCCGAAGGACAACCUGCACUUGAUUGGCCAAUAAGACAACGCAUUGCAUUGGAAUCUGCCAGAGGCCUUGCUUAUUUACAUGAUCACUGUGAUCCAAAAAUUAUUCACCGUGAUGUGAAAGCAGCAAACAUAUUGUUGGAUGAGGAAUUCAAAGCAGUUGUUGGAGACUUUGGGUUGGCUAAACUCAUGGACUACAGGGAUACACAUGUUACCACAGCUGUACGUGGCACAAUUGGUCAUAUAGCACCAGAGUACCUUUCAACUGGAAAAUGUUCCGAGAAAACUGAUGUUUUUGCAUACGGAGUCAUGCUUCUUGAACUCAUCACUGGGCAGAGGGCUUUUGAACUUGCUCGGCUUGCGACCAAUGAUGAUGUCAUGUUACUUGAUUGGGUCAAAGGACUACUGAAGGAUCAGAGGUUGGAAACAAUUGUUGAUGCUGAUCUACAUGGAAAUUAUGUUGACGAUCAAGUGGAGCAGCUCAUCCAAGUAGCUCUGCUGUGCACACAAGGCACCCCAGGGGAACGACCCAAGAUGUCAGAGGUUGGCCGGAUGCUGAAAGGUGAUGGUUUGGCUGAAAGAUGGGAGGAGUGGCAAAAAAAGGAGGUGUUCCGCCAAUAUUUCAACCCUAUUCAUCAUCCAAGUACUAAUCGGAUCAUAGACUCAACUUCUCAUGGUCCUCUAGAUGAGUUGUCCGGUCCUAGAUGAUAUGCUCGUUGGUUCCGUCCCCUUGUAUACAUGUAAGAAGCCUCAGAGGACUAGAGAAGGUCCAUUUUGUAUUUCAGUGAUACCACAUUUGUGCGAAUGUUUUGUCUUUGUUUUCGAUUUUGUUUUUGUGUCGCUUAUUUUUAAGAUCACAAAAAUGGAGCUGGUGCUGUUGUAAUUUUUAUAGGGUUAACUGGCAUUACGAAGUUAUAUUGUGCUAGCAGGAAUCAGGAAGGUCCAUAAAAGCACCCAUUCCUAAUGAUUUAUGUAUCUUUCCAACAAUUAGUCCAGAUUGUCGAGUAAAUAAUCUUUCUGAA